CGAUGAUGGAAGCGCCGAAAAUGUGACAACUGUGGGCGACUUCUGUUGAUUCUUGAACCACUGUUGUGAUCAUCAACGGAAGUGUAACUCACAACUGCACCACCAUAUCAAUCCCGGUCGAGCCUCCGUGUCUAUAGCCCUGUAAAUCGAACUUGCUCGACCGGACCCAUAUCCAGCCUCGAGGUUGCAAAAAUCAAAUAUUUAAUAUUGUGACAACAUGACAAUGCGGGACGUUCUCUACGCUUCUUUCCUCCUUCCUGUCUUCUUCACCAUCGAAUGCACGAGAGGCGUUCUCUACGUCUCGGACGGAACGCCUGGUAGCGGUCCAUUGCGCUUGGUCGUCUUGCUACUCAACAUCCUCGCGUUCGGUCCGCUUCGAGUGGUGUUGGGGUGGUUUUUGAUGAUCAUAUGGUUGCCUGUGCGAGCUCUGCUUUGGUUCAUGGGCAUAGGAAGAGGAGCGCCAAAGAAAGGCUCGGCCGCAGCAACAUCGCGGUUCUAUGAAUUCAAAAAGAGACGCGCGGAGGGACUGGAAGGAGACAGGGGAAGGUUGGUCUGGAGGACUUGAGGUAUCACUAUUCGUUUUGAUUUUUUCUUGUGCUGUACUGCUGGUUCUUGCACUGUUGUUGUUGUUACAUGAUUUGUUGUUGUCGUUUUAUUUUGUAUUUAUGCCUCCUCCUGUAGCUCCCUUGCUUGCAAGUAACCUAGUACUUUGCUGUAUCGUACAGAAAGGUGCUCAGCGCUCAACAUUACCUUCCCAUUCAAGUUGAAC
Molecule: messenger RNA, 769 nt
Organism: Suillus clintonianus
Lineage: Eukaryota; Fungi; Basidiomycota; Agaricomycetes; Boletales; Suillaceae
Exons: 3
Coding region: 218-565 (115 amino acids)
Source: RefSeq, a predicted model, not a curated record